CACCGCUGUGUUACACUGCGGCAGUUGAACAGGAGAACAAGUAAAACCAAUAUGGCGGCGCGCACACCGCUGUCCUUUCGUUUUCCCCACAACCUGCUUCUACCUAAGAACCACAAGCUCGUCCACACUGAGGCGGCUGUGAAGGAGGCUGUUUAUCCGCCCAUCAAGCCCUCUCUCACGGCCAAGAGCAAAUCGGCCCAGCAACGUCAAGUCCAAGAACAGGUAGCGCGCAUAAAAUCCUCCCCGGUGGAGGAGAAGCUCCGGCUCAUCACUCGCAUCCAGCGGAAGAAAUUCGUCGUUUACCCGCAGACGUUCGCUCGCAACGCGGACAGAUGGUACCAGCACUUCACGAAGACCGCCUACAUCCCCGGCUUGCCUGACGAGCUAAACUCGCAGCGGCCGCUCGUUGUUGGGGAGGAGGGCUCGCAGUCUGCGCCAAGACAAGUCCUCGGCAUCGGGGAUGAGGCGUUUGAAGAAAUCCGCUCUUUGGUAACCCGCGUGAUUUUACAAGAGCACUGGCACGUGAAGAAGCGCAAGGUGUUCUUGUACCGAAAACAGGAACUCACCGAAGGGCCUUUUCUGAGGACAUUGAUCACUGCCCUCACCCACAGUCUCGCCAUAUACAACCCGCAGCUCCUCAUGUGUAGCCUAGAUCGAAAUCCUCAGGUGGGCUUUUACUGGCAGAGAGGAGAGAGGAUCAUCCCAAAGGGCCACAGGAGAGGAAGUCUGGAGCCCACCAGGUUCCAAAUUGACGACCAUCCGCUUUGCCAGAUUAGGAUAACAGAACAGCUGCCUCAGAUGGUCCCAAUGGAGGAUUCCUACAGCGCCGAUGUCCCAGACGUUCCCUACGCUCCCAACCUGAUGCCUCUGUUCAAGCGACAGUACACCAAUCACAUCUUCACAGGUUCAAAGCUUCCUGACCCGGCGUGUUACGGCCACACUCAGUUCCACCUGGUGCCAGACCGCUACCACAGAGACCGCAUGGCCCGAAGGCAGCAGUCAGAUCAGGUGGAGGUCUUCCUGAGAGCCAAUGCUCUCGCAAGCCUCUUUGCCUGGACUGCAGCUCAGGCAUCCUAUCAAGGUUUCUGGAACUACGAGGACGUGAGCCGACCCUUCGUGUCGCAGGCGGUGAUCACAGACGGCAAGUUCUUCUCCUUCUUCUGCUACCAGCUCAACACGCUGGCUCUGUCAGCACAGACGGACGUGGACAACCCCAGGAAGAACCUCUUGUGGGGCACGGAGAGCAUGCGUCUCUACGAGGGUGUGGAGGAUGAGCGGGUGGUGGGUCUGAACGACGACACCGUCAAGCUGCUGGUGCGCUUCUUCCUCCAGCAGUAGAAGAUGUUCCGGCAAGACGCAAUGCAGGAAUUUGUACAAAAUGUUGCAGAAAUCAAGUUGUAUUUAUGAAGAAAUAAAAGUGGUUUC
This is a messenger RNA of Dunckerocampus dactyliophorus (ringed pipefish), 1425 nucleotides long. RefSeq names its product mitochondrial ribosomal protein S30 (gene mrps30). Gene Ontology annotation, molecular function: structural constituent of ribosome. Gene Ontology annotation, cellular component: ribosome; mitochondrial large ribosomal subunit; mitochondrion. The transcript has 5 exons. The record is from RefSeq and is a predicted model, not a curated record. Gene Ontology annotation, biological process: translation. Lineage: Eukaryota; Metazoa; Chordata; Actinopteri; Syngnathiformes; Syngnathidae. The coding region runs from base 52 to 1338 and encodes 428 amino acids.